Molecule: messenger RNA, 4499 nt
Organism: Amyelois transitella
Lineage: Eukaryota; Metazoa; Arthropoda; Insecta; Lepidoptera; Pyralidae
Product: longitudinals lacking protein-like
Exons: 5
Coding region: 178-564 (128 amino acids)
Biological process (GO): regulation of transcription by RNA polymerase II
Cellular component (GO): nucleus
Molecular function (GO): protein binding
Source: RefSeq, a predicted model, not a curated record
CAACACUAGCCUUGAAUGAAGGAAUUUUAAGAAAUAGAAAGAAGUCGCUAAUUUAUGCUAGACGGCGUCUUUAUUUUGAGUUUCAAUUUCCAUUGCCUAACUUUAUAAGAGUUUCGAAACAUUAUACAGUGCCCUUGAAAUAUACUACAUUCAGUUUCGAUUCUAAAACCAGGCAAAAUGGGGGACCAGCAAUUUUUCUUAAAAUGGAAUGAUUUUCAAACUAAUAUGGUGACGUCGUUCAGGCAUUUGAGAGACGAAAAGAGCUUUACAGAUGUUACGUUGGCAUGUGAGGGACAGACAUGUAAAGCGCACAAAAUGGUAUUAUCUGCAUGUAGUCCGUACUUCAAAAGCUUAUUAGAGGAGAACCCAUCGAAGCACCCGAUAAUAAUCCUAAAAGACGUGUCAUACCUGCACCUGCAGGCGAUAUUGGAGUUUAUGUACGCGGGAGAAGUCAACGUUUCGCAAGAACAGCUGCCCGCAUUCCUUAAGACCGCCGCGAGGCUCAAGGUGAAAGGUCUCGCCGAGCCGCCCCCGCAGAUGCCUAACAUCAAAAGAGAAGGCUAACCCACCGUAAGUGCAAGUGCCCUAAAGACUCUAGUGAACGUAACACCAAUGUAACAUACCAUACAGAACACAAUUCUAUUUUUAAACUUUUAGAUAUCGUGGUGAUAGACAAGAUUUUUUUUUUUAUAUAGAACUAAUCGGGCCUGAGGAGAAGAAAUAUCAUAAUGCACCCCAUUUUUUUUUUCUAUACCCGACCAAAUUUUGUACGCGGCAGUCAUUUAAUAUAGUGACGUAAUUUUGACUUCAACUAGAACUAAAAAUAAUUUAACAGUACCAUAUAUUCUUCAGUCCUUGAAACUAACGUUGACCCUUUUUUUUUAAACAACACUAUCGUUCUCAAACGAUUACUAUAGAAAUUUGAAUAAGAAGAAUUUAUGACAUUGCACUGUUAUGUCAGAAAAUUUUCAUUGACGUAGCAAGGUACAUUUAAAUAGUUUUUUUUAAAUUAUGCUUGUGACAAGCUUUAAGCGGUAGUGCCUUUUCAAACCUUGAUUUAAUUUUUUUAACUUAGUAGUACUAAACACAGUUCAUUAAUUCAAAUAGUAUUUUAUUAAUGGAAGUUUUUAACGGUUUUAAUUCUUAUCUUUUGCCAGAAUAGGGAAUCUAUUGUGUAUUAGAAACAUUUGAAUUAUGAAAUAAAAAGAGAGAGGGAAGAUAAGCGAUAUGUCAACGUUUGUGAAUAACCGCGCUUUGUGUUUGUAAGGACACAAAAGCACUUGAUUUAAACAAUAAUUCGUCUAAUAAUGAGAUGUAGCAAAUGACAGAAGCAUUUCUUACACCACAGAUAAUUAUAUCUUAAAGUUUUAUGACAUUCAGUAUGUUUACCAAAUCCAACUGAAUAUAUAUUGAUAUUUUUUUAGGUGUAAUUAGUAUAAUCAUACUCAUAUCAGAAUUUCAUAAAUUAUCUAGGAUACUAAUUUGACGAAAGCUUUAGAAAUUUUCACCACACAUUUUUCUAUAGCGCUGUUUAAAUUUCGAAACCCCUUUAUGAACUGUAAAUGUGUUCAAGGGUUUAUAACAAUAAUAAUUACAUAAAUACAAAUUUCAAAAUUCUCAAUAGAAAUGAUCUGCAUUUUGCUACCCAAUUAUAGUCUAUAUUUAGAUAUAGUUGUAUGUUUUACCGCAAAAGGCAUUGAUGUGCUAGCAUAGAGGUUAAUCUUUUAAUAUCUCCCCUCCAUAAGUUACCUUACUACCAAAGUAUUUAGAAUAUAACCUGGUCCUUAACCAUCACGUCUUGGUCGCCUAAAGUGCUGUUAAGUAAAAAGCAUAAAUAAAAUAUGCUAAAUGAAUUUUAAAAAUAAUAGAACCUAUUUUUUAAUAUUAAGUUUUGGAUAAAACUAUCUGCAUAAUCAGUUUAUAACCACCCAAAGUUCCCAAUUUAGAAUUUUAUAUAAUCCAUAUAUGCUUAACUAAAUUCAGACUUCCUAAAAAUAAUUCAGUCAGACAGGUGAAAUACUAAUUAACAAGUUGCUUAGUUAUAAUUUAUUUUAUAUAAAAAGAGAGUGUAGUGUUUCUGAAAAAGAACUUAAUAAUGAGCCGUAGACACAAACUGUCUUACCCUGAAUCGUGAUCACAGACCCCCGGAUUCUCCCUAAAGGUCGCAACCAGAACUAACGCAAAAGCUAUAGUUUAAGUAUUGCUCUUUUUGUAUUUAAUAUUCCUCUAAAAAUCAUAACUUACCAGCACUUUAGGAUUUUUUUAACUAUGCUAACAUAUCAAUGUGACGUAGUUCUAUCCACCAAUGGUUGCCUUACGAUUAUUUACUCAUAAUAAUGUUGCAUGCCAAUUUAUAGACCACUAAAGGACGCCUACGUUAAACGAAAAAUCACCAUUAUAUCCGUUCCCGCAGGAAAUCCUCUCUUAGCGCACCCCUAGACCUCAUAAGAACCGACACGCCAAAUUUCAAGUCUUUAAUAUUUACUGUUCGUCUUUCACUUUCUAUCUUUUAUAUAGGUAUUUAGAUUUAAAACCUAAAAUACCUUAAUAGAUUUCGAACCUAAUGAAUGUUUGCCAACGUUUAAUUUUUAAAAGCAAUUAAUAUUGCUUACUAUAAUUAGUAUCAUAUGUAUUUCAGUUCUUUUCAGAUAGGUUCGUUCGUGCAUUUUUUUUUGUAAGAUUGAGGCAUGAUAAGGGUCGUUAUGAAGUUAAUAUUUAAAAUCUGUUCUUAUUUACGUUUUAAAAUGUUCGCUACUAGAUGGCAGCACUGUGACGUCAUUUGCAAUCCACUGUUGUUAUUGGACCACCACUUGACAGGAUAUUUUGCUUCGAUAAAAGUGAUUAAUAGCAAAGUUCUUCUCAAGCUCUGUCCAUUCUUUUCUAUACUUUUAAAUAUUUUUAUUUCCUGCUAAGAACGUCUUCAAACAAAUUUUUAUUUUUAAACAAACAUUUAUUUUCCAUAGGGUUAUUUCAUUGUGAUGCCAUCUGGUGUUUCGCAAUUUUUUUAAACCAAGAAAAUGUAACACAUGUGGAAAAUUUUCGAGGUUAUAUUCUUCCCAUCUAGACGUUACUUCUUUUUUUGGUUUUUCAAGUCGGUUAUAUUUUCAUGUUAAAAACUCACGAACAUUUUUAGUGAAAGUUUUAUAUAACAUUAAAAUUUCAGCAUAUACAGUCAUUGCAAUGUUUAAUACAUUUUGGCCGAAUUGCUAAAUUAAUAUAUUUCAUAAAAAAAUUGACAUGCAACAUAUAAUAAACUGUCACUUGCUUAUAGAAAUGUAGGUGUUAAACAAUGUGUUUAAAUAUACAUAAUAGACGAGCUAUGUAUAUAUUUCUAUUCUUAUGAUCUUGACGUCAUAACAUCAAAAUGGCUAAUACAUAUGUGGCGGACGUAGGUAUAGAUGGAGGCAAAUAAAUCUGAACAUAUGACGUUAAGUUUUUAAACAAAGGACAACAUGUUUAUCCAUUGAAGUAUAUAAACAACCUGCCACCAAGUUUUAAAGUAUAUAUGAACUGAAGAUGUAUUGGUAAAAUAGUCAUCUGGGUUUUUCCAAUUAAAAUCUAAAUUUUGAUAUUUUACAGUAUGUACUUCCAUGAGCUAUAUGAAAAAAAAACAUAUAAUAUCAGAAAAAAAUCGUACCACUUUUUUGUCAUUGUUUUUAUUUAUAUUCCCAUAGAUUCCAUUGUAAUUACAAGUAUACAUCCCAAUUUAUUAUUAGGUUAUUUACUGUACGCACGUUAUUUCCAUUUGUUUUCAUCAAGCGUGAAUGCAAAUAUUAGGUCUUAAUUUCGGCACUUGAUUUGAGACGAAUCGGAAAAUAAAAUGACAAAUUGUUAUAUUUGAAUGGUUAUAACUUUUUUGGUGUGUAAGGAAAAUUUUGUAUUUUUUAUUACGUUCUACAAUUUAGUUUGUAUAUUUUUCAUUGCUCGUAUGUGUAAAAUUUUGCAAAAUCAGAAUGCUUUGAAAGAAAAGUAGAAAGUUGAAUAAGUGCAAUUUCUUACAGAAUGAUAAAUGUUGUUGAUCUCAAAGAAAAUCUUGACCACAAAUCCUACACAUUCUUCAGUGGAUUACUUAAAAGUGUUUUGUGCAUGUAAUUUUGAUAACAUUGCAUUCUUCUGUUUGCAAGAUUUCUUAUUUUUAAGCGCUUUCAGCACAAUUUUUUUUUAUUUUGUCGUGCGUAUAGAUAACUAUGCCUUUCUCAACUGCCAUUUUAGGCCUCCCCCUCACACUAGGCGUCUUUCGAGCUCCUAUAGCGACGCCGCGACGGAACUCUCAAGCCAAGACGCUCGAAGGACACCCAGUGUGGGGAGACACUUAGUCCUUAACCAUUACUUUUCAAUAACGAGAGUACCCUUAGAGGAUUGUAAAAAUGUAUAUCAGAAUAUUUUUAGACGACAAAGUAAAGGUAUGUGCUGAAUAAUCAGAAACCUAGUUUGUAAUGAUUGAAAUUAUGAAAGAUUUGUAAUUUUAGAUAAUACAGAAAAUUAAUUAUAAUUAUAAA